AUGAAAAAGGAGCAACCAAACAAUUGCAAAAGAUAAUUGGAGCCCAUGCCCAAUUACAUAAUGUUUGAUGGGGAAGGCAAUUAUGGGAGAAAGUAACUGUAAGACUUAGAUCACAAGAAUUUGAAAGUGUAAAUAAAUUUGCAUUGGAAAGGGGAGGAGAAUGUUGAGGAGUAGAAUAAGAAUUGUGAAACUGAAAAUAAGCAAAUCUUACCCAAAAUUUUGAAUUUAAAAAAGUCCUAAGAUGUUGAACCAAUGAAGACAACAAUCAGUAUAGGUAGUUUAAUAUUUGAGAAUUUAAGAACAUCAAAAGAGAUUUGGUAAAUACAGUCUGAGGUAUUUACAAAAAACAAACCCAUUUGGCAACAAGGAUGGUUUGCAGGAUGA
Molecule: messenger RNA, 384 nt
Organism: Paramecium tetraurelia
Lineage: Eukaryota; Ciliophora; Oligohymenophorea; Peniculida; Parameciidae
Exons: 4
Source: RefSeq, a predicted model, not a curated record